This is a messenger RNA of Jaminaea rosea, 1840 nucleotides long. RefSeq lists its product as hypothetical. The coding region runs from base 289 to 1686 and encodes 465 amino acids. The record is from RefSeq and is a predicted model, not a curated record. Lineage: Eukaryota; Fungi; Basidiomycota; Exobasidiomycetes; Microstromatales. The transcript is spliced from 3 exons.
CCUCAACUAUCCUCUUCUCAUCCACUCAACUACAUUCAUUGACUACUGCCGCUCCAGUAGCUUCUCAGUACUGCCAUGUCAGACACUUCACGGCGUGCGCCAUCGAGGCUACAGUCGAUAAUUUCGUCUCUCCUACUCGUAUGGCUGUCCCUCGCUCUGUCUCCGCUCACCACCGCAUUCACGGCUUGGGCCCUCCUUCGUAGCGGGCACAUACCUCUGCUCGGGAGCGGCGGGAAGGCGAGGCGCCAAAGACAUAAGAAGGGCACCGCGCUCGUCAAUGGAGGUCGAAUGCAGAAGAGCCUCUACAUCGCUCGAGCGCUCGCCAGGCAGGGAUGGAGAGUCGUAGUAGUGGAGGAGCAUGGCUGGGGUCUUCUCUCCCCCGCCCGCUUCUCACGCUUUGUUGAUGCAUUUCACCUCGUCCCCUCUGGAGGCGGGAAGCACUAUGUAGAUGCUCUGGUCGCUAUUGCUGAGGCAGAGAAAGCCGAAUUAUUUGUUCCCUGCUCCGGAGCUGGCACCACGCAUGAGGAUGCUCUGGCGGCGGACAAGAUGCGGAGACAGCGUACUUCUGCUAAAAGCAGCGACGGAUUCAGAGCAGUCAUUCAGGAUCCGGAGCUGGUCCUCGAACUGCAUGAGAAGGACAAGUUCAUCACCCUCACCCGCUCCUACUCCCUCGAUGCUCCGGAGUCGAUCCUUGUCGACUCCCCGCAAGAACUCCUGAAGCUACUUCGCUUGCCGAAACAGCCACCACGCAUCUUAAAAUGCGCCGCAGAGCUAGAUGAUGUCGGACGCUCCGAUUUGACACUUUACCCCCUUCGCAACAAGGCCGGCGCUCCAGAUUUCAAGGCAACAGAACGCCGCAUCUCUUCCUUGCCUAUCCCCAUCUCCAAGCAGACGCCGUACAUAGCGCAAGAGUUCAUCGGAGGAGGCAGAACGACAGAGUGGUGCACGCAUUCGACUAUCGACGAGCAGGGAAACGUGCUCGCCUUUGUAUGCUGCCCGAGCAACGAUAUGCUCAUGACGUAUCAUCCUCUCCCCUCGAACCACCCACUGGGCCAACGAGCGCUGGCGUGGACCCGCGAAUUCAUGCGGAGAGUCAAGAAGGAUGCCAAGUGGCAGGGCAGGGCUAUUCAAGGGCAUUACAGCUUCGACUUUAUCCACCAGCCAGACGCAGAUGCUGGAGAGGGGGAACAGGGGGCAGAAUACUGGAACAAUGGCCGACUGGUAGCAAUCGAGUGCAAUCCGCGCGUGCACACGGCCGUAGGGCUGCUCGCAGAGAACCCAAAAUUCGGAAGCGUCUACGACCUCGAUGUUGGCCGAAGCAAGGAACAGCCAGCCCUCAUCGAGCCUCUGCCCCGAGCAAAACCAAUGAGCUGGCUAGCGCACGACGUGCCCGCUCGUCUUCUCCCGCACCUCGUGCCUCGCUUCCUCCGCAAGCUCGUGCACCCGCUCUGGCUCACUUCUCGUGAAGCUGGCUCCUCUUCCUCACAAGUCGUCGCAGGGGGAGGGUCUCACUUCGACCUGGCUGCACCGGGAGAGAGAGAUGCGGCGUGGGAUCAAGAGGACCCACUGCCAUUCGUUGUGUUCUACCACGUUACAUGGCCCUACUUGGUGUUGAGGCAGGUGCUGGUGAGGCGGAGAGCGUGGAGUAGGAUCAAUGUCAGUACCGCGAGGAUUUUUGAGUGCUAGGAGAGAGCGCGGCAGAGGGUUCAGGAGCUGAAGAGAUGGCUCGAGAGGAAAGCAGGAAGAGAAGGCGAUGCCGCAGGGAAAGGACAAAUGCUGAGAAGAUGCUGAUUGUAUGAUGAUGUUAAUGCUGUAAAGAAACCAAGAUAAGCAGUCCACU